Molecule: messenger RNA, 2792 nt
Organism: Pongo pygmaeus (Bornean orangutan)
Lineage: Eukaryota; Metazoa; Chordata; Mammalia; Primates; Hominidae
Gene: MEIOSIN
Product: meiosis initiator
Exons: 16
Coding region: 351-2309 (652 amino acids)
Molecular function (GO): protein dimerization activity
Source: RefSeq, a predicted model, not a curated record
GCCUGGCCUCAGGAACGCACUCUUGCUCUGCUCCUCACGCCUCGCGCAGGAUCCUCGCGCCGGGAGGAUUCGCACCCAACCCCAAGCCCGGUUGGGAACUUGGUGUCCGAUACCGUCUGGGAUCCCCGCGAGCACGGCCGGCUUCCUGGGACCCGCGCGAGACGCUGUCUGAUCGGGCUCCCUAGAGUGGGCCCCGGAGAAACCAGAACGGCGGGGGCAGCCUCACGCCAUUUUGCACGCCCUGAGGCGGGCUGGAGUGCAGUGGUGUGAUUUUAGCUCACUGCAGCCUUUACCUCCUGGGCUCAAAUCAUCCCCCCACCUCAGCCUCCCAAGUAGCUGGGACUACAAGCAUGUGCCACUAUGCCCAGAUGUUUGGUUCCAGCAGAUACUUGGGCUCCUCUGAACAGCCCAGAGCUAAUUCACUGGGUCCCAGUGACAGGACCUUGGUUUUGUGCUCCCUAGUGGAAGGGGAAGAUAAGGUCAACCCCUCCGAAUCACAUGGACUGAGAAUGGAGGAGAAAUGGUUGCUCAAAGGAAAACUGAGGAAUCAGAGGAACCAAAACAAGCUCCUGUCUCCAAACAAGAAGCAGAGGAAAAACCACACUAGCAAGCUGCAAGAGUUGGCACUGCUGCUGCCCAUAGCCCUGAAGACGGGGACCAAGAAGCUCACAAAGAAGGAGAUUCUAGUGCAUGUCCUGCAGUACAUUCAGUACCUCCAGAGAAACAUCGAUGCCGCUAAGGCCUUGUUCAAAUGCCACAUCACCACUGGGGAAGGUGGACUUGUGGGGCUGGGUCAGAAUCCAGCCUGGGGCCCAGCCAGGCGGAGGAGACACUCUACUCCCUCCAGCUCCCCAAGCUCUCAGAAGUCCCGUCUCCAGGGGGCGUGCCAGAAGCCUCGGAAGAAGAAGCUGACCCAGGCAUCAGAAAGCCAGACUCGGACCCCGAAGCCUCGCCGCUCCCUGGCCCUGAACAAGCCUGAGAAGCUGGUGACCCCAUCCCCAGACCAGAAAGGAAGCGGCACAGCGGGGACCACUACCCCUCCAAGGUGCCCUGACUCCUGCGGUCACCCGAGGCCUGCAUCAUCCUCGCCUCCAGGUGACAGAAAAGGAGGACAGUCCCAGCUGACGCUGUUGGAUCUGGCCGAGGACACCAUCCACUGUGACAUCUCAAGCUGCUGGUGCCAGGGCAGUGUCCAGGAUGACACGCCUUUCCCUGCGCUCCUGGCUCAGGAAGAUGUGGCGAGGAUCCAUUUUCUCAACAAGACCCAGCCUCAUCCCAGGCAGAAGCUGGUGUUCUAUGAUUCCAGCGAGGAUGUGGACAAAGGGUCCCUAGACACUGACCCUUGGCUCCCUGCCUGGACCCCAGAGAACAGCCCCCAAGGGAGCCCACUGUUCCUGGGGCCUCCCCAGAUUGAUGUCUGGAGUGGAACAGGCCACCCAAGUGAGAUCCUCGGGCUCAGCCCUAGCCUUUUCAGCUCCCCAGGGAAACUGCUGCCAGACGAGAUCUUGGAGGAUGACACGGAGUACCUGACCCAAGCGGCUUUCUUUGAAGAAGUGUGCUUAGAUUUGGAGUCUUCACCUUCAGCCUACACGCAGGAGGCUCCACAGGAAAAGGACACAGCCUCCAAGGCCCCCAAAGACCCUCCUGAGUCCCACAGCCUGCACCGGUCCGCAGUCUCGCUGGACCACUGCUACCUCUCGCUGAGCGGGAACAGCAAGGCACCAUCCAGCGCCAGCUCCAGCUCCAGCUCCAGCUCCAGCUCCAGCUCCAGCUCCAGCUCCAGCUCAGAGGACAGCGACUCAGAGCCCCUGUGGAAGCAGCGAGAGGAUAUGCAGGCCAACCCCGUGGGCACGCCGGACUCCAGCGAAGAGGAUGAAGACACCACAUGGACCCCCACCCGGCUGGCCUCACCCCUGCCGGCAGCCGAGAAAAAGGCCAGGAAGGGCCAAGUAGCCAGGGCCCCCGUGAAGCCCAAGGAGAAGAAGAAAGGCCCCUGCCCACCCCAGAUGAAGAAGAAGUGUGUCAAUGGCUUCAUCAUGUUCUGCAGGAUGAACCGGAAGCAGUACAUCCGAUCCUGCCCUGGAACCGCUUCCACAGCUGCCACCAAGGAGCUGGCCCAGCUGUGGCGGGUGAUGACCCAGCAGGAGCGGAGGCCAUACUGCACCAAGGCUCGCAGGUUCAGUCGCCAGCACAACCGCAUUGUGAAGCAGGACGGCUCCAGCAGCGAGGCUGAGGACUGGGAGACGCCCAAGCCCUUCUACCAGCUGCUGGCUGAGAAGGCCUUGCCGCUGCCCCCGCACCUCCAGUGAGAGAGGGCGGCCCCUCACCUCGCUCCCCUCACUCCUCACCUUUCGCCUCGCUCCCCUCACUCCUCACCCCUCGCCUCGCUCCCCUCACCCUCAUGGCAACUGCGGCUCUUGCUGGAAGCCAGGACCCAUCGAUGAACUUGUCCCUCCUGGGCCUCCAGCCCCUGAGAAUGCAGGUCCCAUGGGACUGGGGAGGCGGACACUGAUUGGCCCCAACCGCUGGGCAUGUUUGCCUGGAGCACCAGAGUCACCCUCAGCUGCCUUGAUUCUCCCCCAGGCUUAGGAAGGAAACCCAAAAUGAAAUGCGGGGUGUUGGAAGGUGAAGUUUACCCACCCCUCUCCCCUUCCCUUCCCCACCCCAGAGCCACUCGGUUGCAACUCUGUUCAUGCUCACCUCACCCUACUCCUCCCUCUCCUGUUCUAUUUUUAGACUAUUUAUUGUUUUAAAUAAAAUAAAGCAAGUGGAACCUUUGUUACCAGCAAGAG